This is a messenger RNA of Neogale vison (American mink), 1240 nucleotides long. RefSeq names its product myosin light chain 4 (gene MYL4). Gene Ontology annotation, cellular component: myosin II complex. Gene Ontology annotation, molecular function: calcium ion binding. The transcript is spliced from 11 exons. Bases 478 to 1053 code for a protein of 191 amino acids. The record is from RefSeq and is a predicted model, not a curated record. NCBI's taxonomy places the organism in Eukaryota, Metazoa, Chordata, Mammalia, Carnivora, Mustelidae.
UUCCUUCUGUGUUCCUGAUUGACCUACUUAAACUUGCCAUCCAGCAACCACUUGGGCGUCCUGCUGUCUGUCAUCCAUUAUCCACAUAAGUUUAGCUGUUUAAUUCACAGGGCCCUACAAACCUCAGAGGGUGGAAGGAAGGUCACAUGAGGCAAAUAGCAAGAAAGUGGCCAUCUACAAGCCGAGAGGAAAGCUCUCACCAGAAACCAAAGUGGCUAGCACCUUGAUCAUGGACUUCUAGCCUCCAAAACUGUACCAUCUGUAAUCAAGUGGGCUGUAUCCUUUUGGAUUAGUUGUGCUCCUCUUCUGUCUUGUCAUUUUACCUAAGGGCACAUAGGUUGCUUGUCCAACAGAGCAAGCCAGUGCCCCUGAGCUCAGGCAAACGUUGGAGGAGGAGGCCUAUGACAAAGACCUGGCACCAGCUACUCUAAAGGGACAAGAAGCUCCCUUCUCCACUGAAGAUCCCAACGAGACGACAUGCCUCCCAAGAAGCCUGAGCCUAAGAAGGAAGCGGCCAAGGCCGCCCCAGCCCCUGCCCCGGCCCCAGCUCCUGAGCCCCCCAAGGAACCUGCCUUUGAUCCCAAGAGUGUCAAGAUAGACUUCACGGCUGACCAGAUCGAAGAGUUCAAAGAGGCUUUCUCGUUGUUUGACCGGACGCCGACUGGAGAGAUGAAGAUCACCUACGGGCAGUGCGGGGACGUGCUGCGGGCCCUGGGCCAGAACCCCACCAACGCCGAGGUGCUGCGUGUCCUGGGCAAACCCAAGCCUGAAGAGAUGAAUGCCAAGAUGCUGGACUUUGAGACGUUCCUGCCCAUUCUGCAGCACAUCUCCCGCAACAAGGAGCAGGGCACCUAUGAGGACUUCGUGGAGGGGCUGCGUGUUUUCGACAAGGAGAGCAACGGCACGGUCAUGGGUGCUGAGCUCCGCCAUGUCCUCGCCACCCUGGGAGAGAAGAUGACCGAGGCUGAGGUGGAACAGCUGUUGGCGGGGCAAGAGGAUGCCAAUGGCUGUAUCAAUUACGAAGCCUUUGUCAAACACAUCAUGUCUGGAUAAAGCAGACCCCUCGCGGGUGCCUGUUCUGGGCCUUAGCCUUUCUGGAUUGAGUUAAGCCAGAGGCCCAGAGAGACUGAGCUGGAGCUGGGGUCCUGGACUUACCACGGCACGACAGAACUCCCUGGGCCUCAAACCCUCCCUGUAAAUAAACGGUUCUGGCAAGCCUGGGCCAGAUUCUCUGAUUCCA